Molecule: messenger RNA, 1044 nt
Organism: Plasmopara halstedii
Lineage: Eukaryota; Oomycota; Peronosporomycetes; Peronosporales; Peronosporaceae
Product: DNA replication factor
Exons: 1
Coding region: 1-1044 (347 amino acids)
Biological process (GO): DNA replication checkpoint signaling; mitotic cell cycle; regulation of DNA-templated DNA replication initiation
Cellular component (GO): nucleus
Molecular function (GO): DNA polymerase binding; DNA binding
Source: RefSeq, a predicted model, not a curated record
AUGACCUGCAAGCCUCUAGGUGCCUCUCGGCGUCUAGACACACGCGCACCCUCAUCUUUACACGUCCUAGGACGUAUCUUUUCGGCCCUUGAGUUUGGACUUGGAGCAUUGAUGCUGUACCAACACACACCUGACUUUGCCGCCGUCAAGCGCGCAAUAGAAAGCUCAUGUCAGCUUAGUUUCACGUCUGAGCACCUACAGCAGAUCAUGCAUCUAUUACCUGGAGCGUAUGCGCUCAAGUGGAAGCGAAACACGCGAACUGCUCGUCGCCAGGUGCAAGAGAGAGAUGGUGACAGAUUUUAUGCGCAGCAACCACCAGUGCUUACAAUACGUAAGCAGAAAUUGCCUUCUCCAAAUGAAAAUUGCGAAAGUCUGGAGGCUCGUAUCACUCUAUUCUUUUGUAAAGCUAAUGAAUAUGUAGAGCGUCACGUCGAGACCAUGAAGAAGAAUUGUCCAGACAUUACAGUCGAAGAAAUCAACCGAACUCUUAAACUCAUGAAAAUUGAGAGGGCCCCGUUGCCAAAAGUCCCACAAGAGAUAGCACGCAAAGGAAUUUCGCCAGUGUCCCUACGUACAACUAUUUGCAAUGAGCGUGCAGACGAUGCAACGAGUAAUUACACGCAAGAAAAGUUUGAAGAGGCACUGGCAAAGCCUGUGCCGCAGAAUUUGAAAUCGCUACCAGAUUGGCUCAUCAAUAAAGUUCGUAAGCAGGAAAUUUGCCGCAAGGUUGUGAUUGAAAAAAAUGCCGAAGCUCUGAAAAAACGAAUGCUUUCAACAUUGCCGCAGCUAAGCGACCAACUACAGUCGUUGGUGAUUGUCACUAAGAAAUCUGUUUUCUCAAAGGCUGAAGUGGUGCGCAGACUGGCCAUCCGAGCUCCGAUCAAGGGCAGAAUUGAAGAGCAGCUUUAUCUGCUUGAGUCAUUGGUGCCAGAAUGGCUCACUGUGAUACUUGGCGAUGGCAAAGAAUACAUUAAGAUUUCAACCAGCCUCAAAUACAAUGUUGUUAAGGCAUCGCUUCGUCGCGCCGUCUCAGUUGAAAUCUAA